AGUCGGGCGGGUGCGCGGGGCGCUCGGGGCCCGGGGCCAGAGCUGGAGCCGGAGCCGCGCGGGCGCCAUGGAGGGGCUGCGGCGGGGGCUGUCGCGCUGGAAGCGCUACCACAUCAAGGUGCACCUGGCGGACGAGGCGCUGCUUCUACCGCUGACCGUGCGGCCGCGGGACACGCUCAGCGACCUGCGCGCCCAGCUGGUGGGCCAGGGCGUGAGCUCCUGGAAGCGCGCCUUUUACUACAACGCGCGGCGGCUGGACGACCACCAGACGGUGCGCGACGCGCGCCUGCAGGACGGCUCGGUGCUGCUGCUCGUCAGCGACCCCAGCGAGGCGCAGCGGCUCACACCCGCAAUCCCAGCACUUUGGGAGGCUGAGGCAAGCAGAUCACUUGAGUCCAGGAGUUCAAGACCAGCCUGGCCAACAUGGUGAAACUCCGUCUCUACUAAAAAUACAAAAAUUAGCCGGGCAUGAUGGCGCAUGCCUGUAAUCCCAGCUACUGGGGAGGCUGAGGCAAGGGAAUCGCUUGAAUCCGGGAGGCGGAGGUUGCAGUGAGCUGACACCAUGCCAUUACACUCCAGCCUGGGUGACAGGGUGAAACUCCGUCUCUAAAUAAAUAAAUAAUAAAAUUUUAUUUCACGCCA
Symphalangus syndactylus (siamang) is the source of this 642-nucleotide messenger RNA. It is a transcript of the gene TINCR, whose product is annotated as TINCR ubiquitin domain containing. NCBI's taxonomy places the organism in Eukaryota, Metazoa, Chordata, Mammalia, Primates, Hylobatidae. The record is from RefSeq and is a predicted model, not a curated record. Gene Ontology annotation, molecular function: protein binding.